This is a messenger RNA of Leguminivora glycinivorella, 5021 nucleotides long. RefSeq names its product vigilin (gene Dp1). The coding region runs from base 172 to 3936 and encodes 1254 amino acids. NCBI's taxonomy places the organism in Eukaryota, Metazoa, Arthropoda, Insecta, Lepidoptera, Tortricidae. The record is from RefSeq and is a predicted model, not a curated record. Gene Ontology annotation, molecular function: mRNA binding. Gene Ontology annotation, cellular component: nucleus; cytoplasm. The transcript has 19 exons.
GUUGGCAACUCCAGAAUUUUUGACAUCUUUCUCGCUCGCUCACUUGCUGCAGCACAGGGAAGGAGAAAACCCGAUCCUGGCGUCUACAGGAUAAACUUUCAGGUUGAUUGGCUACAGUACUUUAGUACUGUAACGACUUGGCGCGAACAAGGACUGCUGGAGGAGACGAAAAUGAUGCAUCAGCAAUCCAUGAUGGUUGGGGAUAUGUUGCCGGUUCACCCGGAGAUUCCGCACGGCGAAGAGAUGAACAACGUGGGCUACGAGAACAGCGGGGCGAACGCCUACGAUGACCUGUUCCCGGCGCUGCCGCACUCGGCGCCACCGGUGCAGCGCCACAUCCAGCAGGCUACUAGCAAGCUGCGUGUUGGCUCCUCGCUGCACACCCAGGUUUUCCACGUGCCAUACGAAGAGCGGAAACUCGACAACGCCAACACGUUUGGCGAGGGUGAAUCGUUGCGUACAUGUCAAGCCAUCACCAAGGACACCGGAGCCCACAUCGAGAUAUCUACCAGCAAGGACGGCAGCCUCACGUUCCUCCUGACUGGGAAGCAUAGCGCCGUUCUCGACGCGCGUCGCAAGAUCUUGACCCAUUUCCAACAACAGGCUAGCAAGCAAAUCUCGAUUCCCAAGGAGCACCACCGCUGGAUCCUCGGCAAGCAGGGCCAGAAGCUGAAGGACCUGGAGAAGGUGACGGCCACCAAGAUCAGCGUGCCCGCCAUCGCCGACAACAGCGAGGUCGUCACAAUCACCGGCACCAAGGAGGGGAUCGAGAAGGCUGAACAUGAGAUCAGAGUCUGCUCAGAGGAACAGUCUCGCAAGGCGUUCGAAAGGAUCACCGUCCCGAAGAUCUACCACCCGUUCAUCCAGGGUCCGUACGGCGAGCGCGUGGCCGCGCUCACGGCCGAGACCGGCGCGCGCAUCCACAUCCCGCCCGCCUCCACGCAGAGCGAGGAGAUCGUCGUCGCCGGCGAGAAGAACGGAGUGCUGGCCGCUAAGGCACAGAUUGAGCAGAUCGCUGAGGACAUGGCCAAGAAAUGCUCGACCGUUCGCGUAGAAGUGCCAAAGUCUCAGCACAAGUACGUGAUCGGUGCCCGCGGCACCACCAUCCAGGAGAUCCUCAAGGAGACCGGCGUCUCCGUCGAGAUGCCGCCGCCAGACUCACCCACCGGCACCAUCACCCUGCACGGACCUCACAACAAGAUCGGCCUUGCUUUAUCGAAGGUGUGCGAAAAGGCUAACUCAGUGAAAACGGCAACAGUUGACGCUCCCACGUGGAUACACAAAUACAUCAUCGGAAAGAAUGGCUCGAACAUUAAAAAGAUUACUCAAGACUUCUCUAAGGUGCACGUUGACAUUACGCAUUCCGAGGACAAGGUGAAGAUCGACGGACCCCCGGAGGAGGUGGAGCGCGCGCAGGUGGAGCUCAACGACUUCGUCAAGAACUUGAUCGCCACGCUCACUUACGUGGAGCUCUCGGUCGACCCCAAGUUCUUCAAACACAUUAUUGGCAAAAGUGGAGCUAACAUUAACAGACUGAAGGAUGAGACUGGUGUAGUUAUUAAUAUUAUUGAAGCAGAAGGAAACAAUGUAAUUCGUAUUGAAGGCAGCCAUCAAGGGGUAGCUGACGCAGAGAGGAAGUUAAGAGAAAUGGUUAUGAAAUUAGAAAAUGAAAGGUCAAAAGAAGUAUAUGUUGACCAUAGGUAUAUUAAAUCCCUUAUUGGAGUAAGAGGGGACAGAAUUAAAGAAAUCCGUGAGAAAUUCGAGCGCGUGCUGAUCACUUUACCCGACCAGGGACAAAAGAGGAGUCCAAUCAAACUGAGAGGACCCCAGGAAGACAUCGAGAAAUGCGAGAAGCACCUUAACAAGCUAAUCAAAGAAAUCGCAGAAUCGUCAUACGUCCAAGAAGUGCCAAUCUUUAAGCAGUUCCAUAAGUUUAUCAUCGGGAAGGGAGGUGCUAACCUGAGAAAGAUCCGGGACGAGACGCUGACACAGAUUGACCUGCCGGCCGAAGGGGACGACAGUGACGUCAUCACGGUGCGCGGCAAGCGAGAGAACGUGGAGGAAGCGGUGAAGAAGAUCCAACAGAUACACAACGAGAAGGCGAACGUAGUUACUGAGGAAGUGACGAUCCCACCUAAGUACUACAACUCGCUGAUCGGUGCCGGUGGCAAACUCAUUCACUCGAUCAUGGAGGAAUGCGGCGGUGUGCUCAUCAAGUUCCCUGCCGCAGACAGUGACAGCGACAAAGUCAUUAUUAAGGGGCCAGGUGAAGACGUAGAAAAAGCUAAAGCGCAGUUGCUCGCACACGCGUCCGAACGCGAGCUCACAUCUCACACGGCCACCGUGCGCGCUCGCGCCGAACACCACAAAUUCCUGAUCGGCAAGAGCGGCGCGAACAUUCGCAAAAUCCGCGAGCACACCGGCGCGCGCAUCAUCUUCCCCACCGACAAGGAUGAGGAUAAGGAAGCCAUCUUCAUCAUCGGUCGCGAAGAACAAGUGGAAGCCGCCCGCAAGCAGCUGGAAGCGGCGGUGGCCGAGAUCAGCAACGUGUCGGAGAGCGAGAUGGCGGUCGCGCCGCGCCACCACCGGCACUUCGUGGCGCGCCGCGGCGAGGUGCUGCGCCGCAUCGCCGACGACUGCGGCGGCGUGCAGAUCUCCUUCCCGCGGCAGGGAGUCAAUAGCGACCGCGUCGUGCUCAAGGGGCCCAAGGACUGCAUCGAGGCCGCUAAGCAGAGGAUCAAUGAGAUCAUUGAGGAUUUGGAAGCCAAGGUCACGAUCGAGUGCGUGAUUCCGCAAAGGCACCACAGAACAGUGAUGGGCGCUCGCGGCACCAAGGUCAAGGACAUCACCGCCGAGUUCGACGUGCAGAUCAAGUUCCCCGAGCGAGACACGGCCGAGGGCGCCGACAUCCCCGUGCGCAACGGCGACGACGAGCACGCCGCCAACGACGUCAUCCGCAUCACCGGCCGCCCGGAGAACUGCGAGGCUGCCAAGAAGGCGCUGCUCGAACAGGUCCCCAUCACCAUCGACGUGGAAGUCCCGAACGACCUGCACAGGCUACUGGCGGGUCAGAAGCGACGCGAGCUCAUGCAGACUUACGACGUCCACAUCCUGCUGCCGCCCAACGAUGAGUCCUCUGAUAUCGUCAAGGUAACUGGGACGCCUACAAAUGUUGGAAAAGCGAAAGAAGCCCUUGCUGAGAAAAUCGUCGAGAUGGAAAAAGAAAAGGAAGACAGAGCUUUGAGGUCAUACGAGCUGAAGUUCAAGGUGGACCCCGAAUACCACCCGCUAGUGAUCGGCAAGAGCGGCGUCGUGAUCACCAAGAUCCGCACCGACUACGGUGUGCAGAUCAACCUGCCCAAGCGCGGCGAGCCCGACGAUGACGUCAUCACCAUCCAGGGCUACGAGGACAAGGCGCACCAGGCCAAGGACGCCAUCAUGGCCAUUGUCCACCAACUGGACAACCAAUACCGCGAAGAAGUCGACAUCGACCCACGAGUCCACAGGCGGCUGAUCGGGCAGCGCGGCAAGAACAUCCGCAAGAUCAUGGACGAGUACAAGGUGGACAUCCGCUUCCCGCGCCAGGGCGACGACAGCAUCGUCGUCAUCACCGGCGACGAGGACAACGUGCUCGACGCCAAGGACCACCUGCUCAACGUGGCCGAGGAAUACUUGCAAGACGUCGCAGACCGUUACACGCGGCCCUCGGCGCCGUCCCUCGACUUCCGCGCGCCGGCGGGGGCGGGGGCGGCGGCGGGCGGCGCGCCGGCGGCCGGGUUCGUGGUGAAGGGCGGGCCGUGGGAGCAGCGCGCGCCCGACACGGCGUCCACGCGGGACUUCCCCACCAUGCCGGGCGCUCCCCGCGCCGCCGCCGGUGCCACCGCCGCCGCCGCCGCGCCGCACGCCUCGCCGGCCGCGUGGGGCCCGCGCCGCUAGUGCCGUCCGACUCCACCGCCCGACCUCAUAUCGGUUACGCUCCUUUGCGCCGGUGACCGCCGUCGCGGCCGGGGCCUCCUCGAAAUUGUUGCGCGGUUAUGUUUCACGCGCGCGCUCCGCCUCCGCGUCGCCGCGGGGAGCGGAAAUUUUUUGUUCUAAAAAGAUUUACACGAAGAAGGAGCGUGACUUAUAUGAUCGAAUGUUAUAUAUUUACAUAAAAUUAUGUAUUUUUGUUCAUAAUAUAGAACGAUCAUUAUUAUUAAUUAUCGAUCAUUAUGAGAGGAGAUAGAGUGAUCGGUUCCCCGAGGUGUGCGGGCCGCGACGCGAUCGGUCGGCCGGCCUAUUUCGACUGCGCGGCCGCCGGGAUAUGACGGUUCACUUGUUAGAUAGAUUAGCUGUCAUUAUUUAGGCGACAAUCUAUUUUUACGCGUCCAGUGAGAUUGCUGCAUUUUCCGAUAAUUCAUUUUCGUUCCGAACUAUAGCAACGAAAUUGGCUGAUCGAUUAGUUAUUAUUGAAACGUAUUCGUGUACGCAUGAUGUUAUUUUUAAUGAACUAUAUACCAUGUAAUGUUUUUAUGGAAGAUGCCAUUUGACUAAGUUGUUAAUUUAUCUAUUCUGAUAUACGAAAUAUACCCAUUUUGUUUUAAGAAUCCUCUGAACCGCCUUGCUAUGCUAUCUUAUACUAACACGGCUAAUUUUCAUAACACGUUGGAUAAUUUUAAGUAUUAAAAGCUAUUCCUAUUUAAUCUAAACCUGUCAAUAGUCUACUUAUUCAUACAAUAUUUCAUAAGUUUCUUACUCGCGUCGUUCUGGAGGAUCCUUACCAUACAUUUCGUAUUUUGUCCUAGUUGAGUGCAUAAUUUAAUGUUUCUGUGUACUUAUUGUUUAAAAUUAUAAUAAAAAGUCUAUUUUUUUCAUAAUAAUUUUCAAAUCUUAUUUUUUUCUAUACUAUGUUUUAUAAGUGUUGCCUAUAACAAUAAAAUGAAUCAGUAAAAUAAAACUCGAGAAUGAAUAUUUUUACAAAGUAAUUUGUACAUAGCAAAUUGUGUUUGAAAUAUAUUAAUAAAUCUUUUACAAGAAUUGAA